Nematostella vectensis (starlet sea anemone) is the source of this 1921-nucleotide messenger RNA. Its product is annotated as slit homolog 1 protein. Lineage: Eukaryota; Metazoa; Cnidaria; Anthozoa; Actiniaria; Edwardsiidae. Bases 126 to 1145 code for a protein of 339 amino acids. The record is from RefSeq and is a predicted model, not a curated record. Gene Ontology annotation, molecular function: protein binding; calcium ion binding. The transcript is spliced from 4 exons.
CAAAUUCAUACAGCCCAUCAUGGAAUGGAGAAGCAGUUAAUUUUUCCAUAAACCUUGCGCAAGAGGCAGUUGCUUGUCCUGAUUGCGGGCUCAUUACAUGCGCCCCUUUAUGAUGCAAUAAAAGCAUGCGCGCGCCUCUAGCAUACGAUCAUGCGGAGUUGACGAUGUGCCAUGCGCUAACACUAUCCUUAGCUGUCUUUCUGUUGUCUUGCCACCUAGCAAGAGCGUCCCCAGAGAGUGUUUAUGAUGAUGGUCUUUUAGACACUGAUAUCCCAGAAGCCUGUUCAUGGGAUGCCGUACAGUACGCUCUUGACUGUACAGACGCAGGUCUUUAUCGUGUUCCCGUAUGUAAAGAGCCUGUAAAGCGACUAUACCUCGCGCGUAACAGAAUAUCAAGCAUAAACCAGUUUGAUAUAAAAGCUUACAUCGACUUACAAUAUCUUGAUCUGUCCGGAAAUAACCUAACGAUUAUUAGCGAGCAUCUCUUCUCCAAAAACAAACUUCUUCGCCAACUCAAACUAGGCAACAAUCCGCUGCACUGUAACUGUACGAAUGAGUGGUUACGUAAGGAAGCUGUCAUCUUAAACACAGCCGACAGAGAAAAGGGAAGCCCACAUCAUACUCGCAUCCGGGACCUCGAGAACCUCACUUGCACCUCCCCUGAAAGCUACAGCCAUCGACCGCUGACUAGUCUGGCCAGCGCUCUUGGAUGCGGUAAUUUUUGUACUUUUUUUAUACGCAAAAUAGACUUCACUUCACUUACUUUAUUUAUUGCACAACCUAUUUUUACAAACAUACAAGUGCGUAGCGCAUGUUUACAUCUAAAGCCCAGCGUAGAAGGCCUCUGGGCAGCCUCUCGUGUCAAUGACGGACUGUGGAAGGUGGUUCCACAGUCUCAGGGCACGGGGCAAGAGCUAUAUUUGUAUGUGUCAGUCCUGGCGUGUGGGAUGGCGGAGAACUCGGUGUGUUGUGUGCGGGGCAGGGCGCGAGAUGGUUUUCUGAGAUCUGCCAAAGGUAACACAGAGUCAUUAUUCAGGCCACUGUUUAGAAGCAUCAAUGUGGAGGUGCGCCUGCGGUCUUGGAGUGGCUGCCAACCCAAUACGGAGAGUUGGCGUGUCAUUGUGCUAUUGUGCUCAAAAGAGUAGUAAUCUGACGUGAAAAAGCGUGCUGCGCGCCUCUGGUAGUGUUCAAUCUCCACAAUGAUUUUGCUUGUGUGCGGAUCCCAGAUGGUACUUGCGUAUUCUAACAGCGGCCUAACGAGACCGACGAGAUACUUUAUUUCCUCAACAAAGUCCAGGCCCACCCCUUCCAGAUAGUACAGGCGGUUGAUGUUGUUCCUGGUCUUCCUUGAGAUGCGGAUCAUGUUACACUUGUGUAGUUGCUUUGGAAACUCAUGGAACACUUCCACUAAGAGACUAUGGUCUCUUGCUUCCACUCAUGACCACUUCCACUUCAUAUUUAUUUGUUCGUUUGUUUGUUUGCUUGCUUGUUUGUUUGCUUGUUUGUUUUUUUUUGUUUGCUUGUUUUUAAAAUUAACAUCUAAAUUUACACUGUAAAUAUUCUUUGAAAAGUAAUUUUUUUGCUUGGUCUUUAAACGACCUAGGCGAUCUAGAAGUGAUCAUCCGUGCAGGCAAAUUAUUUUUCUGGUUAAAAUUUACAAUACUUGUGAGGCCUGUGGUCUACACCAAAGAGGGGCUGAAACGAGCGUGCGCGCUUGUUUUUCCCGCCAAAAGCAAGUAAAAAACAGAACAACACAAAAAGCAACAUUUCGUAAAAUUGUAUUUAUACUUCAUAGCAUUCCUCUCGUUGAGGCUCGUUUGAGCCUCUCUAUGGUGUAAAACCACAGGCCUCCCAAAUAUUGUAUUUCUAACCGCGAAAAGCACGUGACUCACGAUAGGGUGCACGUGAUCUUCUUCUUGUU